AUGAUAUUGAGCAGAAAAUUCGCUGUUCUUAAUGACAUGCUCAACCACUACUUUCUGGAUUUCAGGAGUGCACUGAAACAGCUUCAUGGUGCAGAUCAAUAUCAUGGAGAGAAGGCAGACAUCGAGAGGGAGAGACUUGCUCUCGGAAUCAGACCCAAGAAGCCCUUGGAACUGUUCCAGGAUCAGAGUCUUCGCCGGCAGCUCCUCACAAUCAUUGUCCUAAACAUGUUCCAACAGUUCAGCAGCAUCGGUGCGGAGGCCAACCUAUGGGUGCCGUAUCUCAGUAUGAUCUGUGUCUUCGCUUUCAUCCUCAGCUUUGGCUUGGGACCAGAAUCACCGGGUGUGCCCAAGCUUCCAAGCAAAAGUUUGCUGUUGGCUGUUUGGGCAGCUUGCAUCGGUGGGACGUUUCAGUAUGGAUAUAAUGUAUCUGUUAUAAAUGCUCCGACAAAGGCUGUACAGUCGUUCAUAAAUGAAACAUGGAUGGAGCGAUACCAAACUGCCAUAUCAGACCCAAUGCUUACUCUCUUGUGGUCAGUCACAGUGUCUAUUUUCACAAUCGGAGGGCUUGUCGGUUCAUUGGUCGGUGGGACAUUGGCAAUCAAGUGUGGGAGGAAAGGGGCACUGUUAAUCAACAAUGCCUUUGCUCUACUGGCAGCUUUUUUCAUGGGUAUAAGCAGCCCCACUGGUUUGUUUGAACUGCUUAUAGUUGGACGUUUUCUGACAGGUGUAAAUGCAGGCAUUAGUUUGUGCGUGCAGCCCCUCUACCUGGGAGAGAUCGCCCCUCGGGCCCUGCGCGGGGCAAUGGCCAUGGGCACCUCCAUAUUCAUCACAGGGGGCAUCUUCACUGGACAGGUGGUGGGGCUGAAAGAGUUGCUGGGGAGAGACGGGUACUGGCCCAUCUUGUUGUCCACCACCUGCAUCCCAGCAGCAAUUCAGCUGGUCAUUCUGCCCUGGUUUCCAGAAAGUCCCCGUUACCUGCUGAUAGACAAAGGAGAUGAGCGUGCGUGCAAUAAAGCACUUAAACAGCUUCAUGGUGCGGCUCGAUACCAUGGAGAGAAGGCGGACAUGGAAAGAGAGAGAGUCAAUGCUCUUGGAGUCAAGCCUAAGAAGCCCUGGGAGCUCUUCUCUGACCAGAGCCUCCGAUGGCAACUCAUCACCAUCAUUUUCAUCAACAUUUUCCAGCAGCUUAACGGCAUCAACGCUAUUUAUUUCUAUGCAGAUUAUGUCUUCAGUGAGGCAGGAAUUCCACAGCAAAGGAUACCAUAUGUGACAGUUGGUACCGGGGCUUGUGAGUGUAUGACUGCCCUCACCUGUGGCAUGUUGAUUGAAUCACUGGGGAGGAAAGCUCUCAUCAUCGGAGGAUACUCACUCAUGGCCGUCUGGUGCAUCUGCUUCACACUCACGCUCACCUUUCAAGAGGCCAGCCCAUGGGUGCCGUAUCUCAGUAUGAUCUGUGUCUUCGCUUUCAUCCUCAGCUUUGGCUUGGGACCAGGUGGCGUCACAAACAUAUUGGCCGCCGAGCUCUUCACGCAAACCGGGCGUCCGGCUGCUUACAUGAUUGGAGGCUCUGUUAAUUGGCUGAGCUUUUUUCUGAUUAGCAUGGCGUUCCCAUUUAUUGUGAAUGGGCUCAAGCAGUACUGCUUCCUCGUGUUCUUGGUCGUCUGUGUCAUGGUGGCGAUCUUUAUAUUCCUCAUAGUUCCCGAAACCAAGAACAAAACUUUUCUGGAGAUUCAUGCAGAGUUCCAGUCCAGGGGUAAGAAGAGGAUGAGCAAGGCGGAGGGGAAUGACGGGCCAGGAACAACUCUGUUGUCGACCUCCCUGUGAGGAGUACAGUACCAUUCUGAUGCAUAGCUGCAUAUUUCAAGGGGAUUCACAACAUGCAUCUCUGGGGUUUACUUGAGAACUUCACGAAGUGGUGCUAAUGCAGAAAGAUCAUACUGAUAAGAGGAUUAAUUUCCUUGUCAUAAUCUCACUAACUUAAAUCAUCAGCUAACAGACAUGAAAUAUAAUUAAAGCUUUCUUUUCUUCUGGAAAAGGUUGAACUUCAGUUUGGACAAUAGUGUUGAGGCUAGGAUGUCUUUCGUCCUUUUUUUGUGUUAAGUUAAAAUAUUUUCUGUUUAUACAGAUCUCUAUGAUAUUUGUAUGAUGUAUGACAGAUUUUUUUUAAGAGACCACAUUCACUAG
Sardina pilchardus (European sardine) is the source of this 2184-nucleotide messenger RNA. RefSeq names its product solute carrier family 2, facilitated glucose transporter member 11-like. Gene Ontology annotation, biological process: monosaccharide transmembrane transport. Lineage: Eukaryota; Metazoa; Chordata; Actinopteri; Clupeiformes; Clupeidae. Gene Ontology annotation, molecular function: hexose transmembrane transporter activity. The coding region runs from base 1 to 1824 and encodes 607 amino acids. Gene Ontology annotation, cellular component: plasma membrane. The record is from RefSeq and is a predicted model, not a curated record. The transcript is spliced from 15 exons.